Molecule: messenger RNA, 1697 nt
Organism: Ruditapes philippinarum (Manila clam)
Lineage: Eukaryota; Metazoa; Mollusca; Bivalvia; Venerida; Veneridae
Exons: 2
Coding region: 529-1527 (332 amino acids)
Source: RefSeq, a predicted model, not a curated record
UAAAGAUAUGCGCUUUGGACUCAGUUUUGCUUCAUAAUUACUUUAUGCGGACGGUAAGCUUCACUAUUUCAGAGGUUUCAACUGAGCAAUAAAAUUCAUAUUUAUCGAACUAUGUCGAAGCAAAAGGAUAUGGAGCUAUCUCUUAUAACAAGUUCAGUUUUGGAUAAUCUGGGGUUCAGUAAGAAACAAAUUAUGCUGAGAUCAAUAUAUACUGAUGAACGUUUCAAAUCUUUUCGAUUUCAUCCCAGCAUUACGGUGGUAGUAGCUGGUAGCACAGGUGAAGGUGUUCCGCUAGCCGACAGUGAUAUUGACAUAAUGAGUGUAUUGGGGGAAGUCAUUUGUGUUGAUUGAGGGUUUGAUAAUCAUGGUGAAUUUAUCAUUCUAGGAACUGAUUAUGAUAAAACGGCACCAGGUUACACUAAAGUAGUGUCAGUAUCAAUACCAGAUGUUCUAAUUUUUUCACCUCUAUUCCAUGCAAUCUCUGUGUAUGAUACCCUCAGAAAAAGAAACUUCUUAUCGAGUGAGAAAAUGAGGUAUUUCACUGGACAUAAUCCUUUACUCCAUAACGUCCGCCAAAGAAAUCGCUUUAAAUCUGCUGAAAAUGGACCUUCUGUGACUCUUACGUAUUCGACUUCAUUGCAUAGUGACUUUGUAUAUUCUUUUUACUAUUAUGGAGGCAACUACUUAGAGAAGUGGAAAAGCAGGAAUAGGAUCAACAAAUGGCCUUCCAAUGAGAUUGUGAAUGAAGUUUCUGGAAUGGAAGGAUAUAUUGUUCCUAUCGGUGACAAGCAAAGCGAUAUGCAAACAUUGGAAUGGAGGAUAUGUUACACUACAGCGGAAAAGAAAUUGGUGUCAAGUUUUUCUGAUACCCAGUUUAAGGCAUAUGUAUUACUUAAGGUAAUGGCUAAAUCACUUUUAAAGCCUAAGUGUAAAUUUCUUACUUCAUAUAUUGUAAAGAACGUCAUUUUCUGGGUAAUGGAAACAACAAAUGUUUGUGAAUUAACACCAAGUCACUUAGUAUUUCUGAUUCAGAAAUGUCUCUUUUUCAUUAAGCAUUGCAUACUUAACAAUCAUCUACCAAACUACAUGAUACCUGAGAGAAAUCUGUUAAAAUGUAUUGCCGGUGGUGAAGAUAAAGACAGUAUAGUAAAUUUCCUUUCAGGUUGUCUAGAAGAUGGUGGCAGUAUUAUUCUAAAAAUUCCUAAAUUAUACUGUUGUAUUUCAAUAAAAAUAACUGAGCCACAUAUUUUGUCAAUGUUUGGAAGCUGGAGGGAUAAAGUCGAACAUUAUUGCCUUAUGUGUGACAUCAUCACAGCAUCGUCUAUUAAUUCUGAUUUGACAUUGCAAAUAGGUCUUGACGGUGGCACUAGAGAUUAUGUAAAACGAAUUUUGAAGGAUUCUAGAACGAAAUUGAAUAUUUUUUUCCAUGCAAUGCCAGAUUUUGUGUCUUUAUUGUUGGCUGGAAAAUCCCAUAAAUACAUAGAUGAACUUUACCGAAAAAGAAUUAAACUCUUGUACAUUUUAUAAUGUAGAAACAAAUAAUCUAUGUUACAUAGAGUCAUGUAACACGUGACCAGGGAUUAUAAAGUUUAUUCCUCUUAUGUCAUACCAAUACAGAAUUGCUUGUAGACCCCGUUUGGAACGUAACAAAUUUUCAUGAUAGUCUUUUUAUCAAGUUGCAGUCUUUUUAUCUAGUU